UCAUCCUCUCCCUGUCUCUCUCAUCCUCUCUCUGUCUCUCUCAUCCUCUCCCUGUCUCUCUCAUCCUCUCUCUUCCACGGUCUCUCUCAUCCUCUCUCUGUCCCUCUCAUCCUCUUUCUCUAUCACGUUCCCUCUCUCCCCCCAUCUCUCUGAGGCCUCCUCGGUAUCUCUCGGUCUCCUCCCCGGUGUCCGGUAGGGGGCGGUUCUCUUGGCUCCUCCCAAAACAUUCGACACCCGGAGCCGCAGCCGCCCGAGCCCGCCCGCCUCCUCCUCCUCCUCCCUCGUUCUGCAGGCCCCGCCGGUCCCCGCGGUAUUCAGGCUUGGAGCAAUCAAACGCCGAUCAGCCAGGAAGAAGACGCCGCAAUCAACUUUGAUCGCAGCAUCUAAAGAGUUAUUACCGGACGUCAGCCCGAUCAGCGAUUAGAGGUAUUCUGACAUCAGAUUUCCUACAGAAGAUGCCUUGAGGACGUGUAGAAGACCCUCCUCUGCCUUAUAACUGCUUAGCUGUAAUCCUGAAGCCUUCCCUGUUGAGCGCCUAUAUCCUGGUACCCAGCAUGUCCGAGGGCUGGGCUCCUGCACAGGCCCCCUCUUCCUCCUUGCAGUCAUCUCAGCAGCAGACACCUCAGCAUCCUAUUGCACUUGGGGAGCAUCCCAUUGCUAAUCCAGCUUCUGCUGACAAUCCAUUGGGCUGUGCUGUCUACGGCAUUCUUGUGCAACCUGAUCUUGGGAUCCAGCAUCCUCCCUUACCCCCUGCUGAGUCUCUGCACAAGUGUGGGCUGUGUGGACAUGACUUGACCCAUCUGACAAACCCUCAAGAACAUCAGUGCAUGCCCUCAGCCAGUCAGGACCGCUCCUUCCAGUGCACCCAGUGUCUAAAGAUCUUUCACCAGGCAACUGACCUCCUUGAACAUCAGUGCACGCAGGUUGAGCAGAAGCCUUUUGUAUGUGGAGUUUGUAAAAUGGGUUUCUCUCUGCUAACCUCACUGGCUCAGCACCACACUGCCCACAAUGGCAGCUCUUUAAAAUGUUCCAUCUGUGAGAAGACAUACAAGUCACCAGAGGCAGAGAGAGCCUGUUUACCCACUGCACCUCCACCUGUACCAACCACAACAUCCCUUGAUAGACCUUUCAUCUGCACCUUAUGUCACAAGCCAUUUAAGCACCUUUCAGAACUGUCCCGUCAUGAACGUGUUCACACGGGUGAGAAGCCAUACAAAUGCACGCUGUGUGAUAAGAGCUUCAGCCAGUCCUCACACCUGGUGCACCACAAGCGCACACACAGCUCAGAGCGCCCCUACAAGUGCACAGUUUGUGAGAAAAGUUUUAAACAUCGUUCCCAUCUCUUGCGGCACAUGUAUGCCCACUCAGGUGAGCAGCUCUUCCAAUGUCAGACAUGCCAGCUGCGCUUCAAGGAAUCUUCUCAGUUACUUCAGCACCCUUGCACACCAGCUGGGGAGCGGCCCUUUCAUUGUGGCGCCUGUCAAAAGACUUUCCGGCGGCCAUCAGACCUCAGGCAGCAUGAACGGACACACAGUGAGGAACGCCCUUUCCACUGUGAUCUUUGUCAGAUGAGUUUUAAGCAGCAGUACGCUCUCAUGAGGCAUCGACGCACACAUAAAGCUGAGGAACCUGACAAUUGCACCUUUUGUGAAAAAGGAAUGGCCUUUGGUCAGCAUGGGGCCGAGAGCAUCUUCAAAUGCAAUUCUUGCCAGCAGGGCUUUCACCAGUCGCAGGACUUGUUACGGCACAAGUGUGGGCAGAGCAGUGCCGAGCGGCCAUUCCAGUGUAGUGUGUGUCAUAAGACUUACAAGCGUGCUUCUGCUCUACAGAAACACCAGGCUGCCCACUGCACAGAAAAACCGCUGAGAUGCACAGCCUGUGAGCGCCGCUUCUUCUCCUCUUCAGAGUUUGUUCAGCAUCGCUGUGACCCAACCAGAGAUAAACCUCUUAAAUGUCCAGACUGUGAAAAACGCUUCAAAUACGCAUCUGACCUGCAAAGACAUCGACGGGUGCACACAGGAGAGAAGCCAUACAAAUGCCUGUCCUGUGACAAAAGUUUUAAGCAGAGGGAACAUCUGAACAAACAUCAGAGCGUCCACAACAGAGAACAGCAUUACAAGUGCUUGUGGUGCGGGGAGCGCUUUCAUGAACUGAGUCAGCUCCAGGAACACAGUGCACAGCACACAGCAGAUGGUGCCUUCCAGGUGGCAGCAUGUCUGCCCUGACUCACAUUACUGUGACUGACACUAGUGCACCUACAUUCCCCACACUAAAUCCUAUUCUAAUGUUUUAUAAUCCUGUUCAUGUUGGAGAGUAAUAAACCAGUCUUUAAAGUGGAUGAGCUGCCAUGGAAGUUGCUGUAACAUGUGUCUUUGUUAAGUGUCCAGUCCACACUUGUGUUGAUAUAAAAAGAUAGUAAAGAGACAUCUGAUGUCUCUGGAAGAACUUUAAGAUGAAAUCAUACUAAAUGUGCACAUUAAAGGCCCAAACUUUACUGCACCAUACCUCUUCCUGUUCUGAGGUCGGCCCAUUUAGUCCUCAUCAUAGCUGUGCUCUAUUCACCUAUUCACAUUUCGUCAGAGCUGAUUUCAGAUAUAUUGGUAACUGUUAAGAGUGACCGGCUUGUGUGUCAUGCAUGCACUCUGUUCUUUGAUCUAUAGACACAGG
Hyla sarda is the source of this 2667-nucleotide messenger RNA. RefSeq names its product zinc finger protein 319 (gene ZNF319). The coding region runs from base 555 to 2225 and encodes 556 amino acids. The record is from RefSeq and is a predicted model, not a curated record. The transcript is spliced from 4 exons. NCBI's taxonomy places the organism in Eukaryota, Metazoa, Chordata, Amphibia, Anura, Hylidae.